AUGAUGACAUCAAGGUUGCCUAGUUGUUUUGGUUUGCGUUUUUAUGCCAAACGAGCAGCUACCAUAAGAGCUAAACCUUCCAAAUUAGCUUCUUCAGUAGGUAUUGGUGCUAAAAGAUCCAAAAAAACAGUAAAGAAGAAAGGUAAAGAGGUUGACAUUUUUAAUUACGGUAAAUACGUUGGCUUGAAGGAAAGAGAUCCUGGUUCUGAGACUAAAGGUAAAGAAUUGUUGGAUAAAUUAUCGAGUUUUGAUCAGCUAAAAAUCUUACCAGAAGUUAGAAAUUCAAUUAAAAAUAUCAUUAAAGAUGAAACUUUAUCGAAGAAGGCUAAAGAAAGUGAGGAUGUAAUCCCAUCUCCAAUUCAAUUGAUUGCAAUGAAGAAAUUGUCUAGAACGUUGAUGGAUCCAAAACUACAGCAUCACGCUAUAGCGGCAGAAACUGGUUCUGGGAAGACUAUGGCUUAUUUGAUUCCAUUAUUUGAUUAUUUAAAACGACAGGAAACUGAAUUCCCUGAAGAUUGGGAAUUUAUGCAAGAUAAAGCGAUCAUUAGGUCUGUGAUCUUCCUACCUACUCAUGAAUUAGUGGACCAAGUUUAUAAUACCGUCAAGAAAACAGAAAAUGAUUUGAAAUUCCAUGUGUAUAAAUGGGAUUCAGGUACCAAAUAUCCUGAAAUUGUGGAAAAGCUAAAGAAUAGAAUAGAUAUCUUAAUAACUACACCAGCAAAGCUAUUAAAUCUUUUCAAUAUUCGUAUGAUCAGUAGAGCAGAUAGACUUUUAUCAGAAGUGAAAUUCGUGGUACUAGAUGAAGCAGAUACUUUAUUAGAUAAGUCAUGGGUUGAAGAUACCCAUCGUGCUAUAAGAUCUUUACCUAAUACUAAUCAUUUGUUAUUCUGUUCUGCAACUAUUCCAAAUGAUUUUAAUGAUACUUUGGAAAGGUUGUUCCCAAAUACCAUCCCAAUCACAACUCCAAGACUGCAUAAACUGCCUAAAUCGGUAGACUUCAAGAUUAUUGACUCUUCGAUCAAUCCAUUUAAAGGUUCUAAAAUAAAAGCGCUUGCCCAAACAUUGUAUGCUAUUGCUAAUGACAGCUCAGAGCCAGGAUUUGAAAAACGUUGUAUCGUUUUCACCAAUGAGAAGAAGGAUGUGCCAUAUAUAGUAGAAAAACUAAAAGUCACUUAUGGGCAUGACUGUAUUGGAUUAACAAGUAAUGAUUCAGUUGAAGAAAGGUUAGAAAAAAUUCAUGAUUUUAUUACUCCACCAAAGCCAAUAACAAUGAAAAAGGAAACUCCUAAAAUUGAAAACGAAGAUAGUGUAGAAGUUGAAGGUUCCAAUAUAACAAUUGGGGAUUUUUCUUCAAAAACUUCUGUUAAAAAUAGUAACAGUGAGAGUUCAUUGAAGGUACUAGUAUCAACAGAUUUAAUGGCAAGAGGAUUAAAUUUCCAAGGUGUCCGUAACCUGGUACUGUAUGACGUACCUCAAACUUCUAUUGAUUUGAUUCAUAGGGUAGGUAGAACAGCAAGAAUGCAACAACGUGGUAGAGUCUUCAUGAUCACGGAUAAAAAGACAAAAUCCUGGGCCAAGGCAUUACCAAAGGUUAUAAAAAAGAAUAUGACAUUAAAAUAA
This is a messenger RNA of Vanderwaltozyma polyspora DSM 70294, 1620 nucleotides long. It is a transcript of the gene MRH4, whose product is annotated as ATP-dependent RNA helicase. Bases 1 to 1620 code for a protein of 539 amino acids. The transcript has a single exon. Gene Ontology annotation, molecular function: nucleic acid binding; ATP binding. The record is from RefSeq and is a predicted model, not a curated record. NCBI's taxonomy places the organism in Eukaryota, Fungi, Ascomycota, Saccharomycetes, Saccharomycetales, Saccharomycetaceae.